AUGAGACACAACCCCAGCAUCCCCACGUACCAACUUUGGCAGUCUAUCUUACUCAAAAGACUUUAAGACUGUUAUGUGGACACACCAGCUCUCACCAACAUCUUGUCAGCCAGAGCGUGUGCAAACCAGAAUGUCAGUGGCCUCUCACCAUGUUUCCCCUCUUCCUGGGAAGUUGUCAUAAUCAAUAAUCCAUUAAUUGUGAGCUUGUUCUCUCUGGUUAAGCUGGUGCUCAGAUGACAACUAAAGGAGAAAUGCCUUCCAGCAUCACAAACAUUUGGAAAAGGAAGAAAGUUCAAAGGGGAAAAAAGUAAUAGGCGGCCGGCUGUCACCCAAGCGCCACCCCAGGACAUUGGGACCACAGCCGGGCAGGGCGGAGUGUUGCUUCCGCAGAGACUCACAGUGUGCCGGGCACAGGCGGGAGAGGGCAGCUCCCGAGGGACUGUACCUUAG
Messenger RNA from Suncus etruscus (white-toothed pygmy shrew), 450 nucleotides. RefSeq names its product chromosome 15 C22orf31 homolog (gene C15H22orf31). The record is from RefSeq and is a predicted model, not a curated record. Lineage: Eukaryota; Metazoa; Chordata; Mammalia; Eulipotyphla; Soricidae.